This is a messenger RNA of Clupea harengus (Atlantic herring), 3636 nucleotides long. Its product is annotated as kinesin-like protein KIF2A. Gene Ontology annotation, cellular component: microtubule. Gene Ontology annotation, molecular function: ATP binding; microtubule motor activity; microtubule binding. Lineage: Eukaryota; Metazoa; Chordata; Actinopteri; Clupeiformes; Clupeidae. The record is from RefSeq and is a predicted model, not a curated record. Gene Ontology annotation, biological process: microtubule depolymerization; microtubule-based movement.
UGCUGCUCUGCUCCGGGCACUGACGCGAAUGGGGAGAGUCUUCUGCGCAGGCGCUGUCUUCAUCUUUCUCCCUCAAUUCCUCCUGACCUCCUCCUGGUUUCUGCAGCGCUGGAACAACUUACUGCCUCUGUAUUUAAAACAUAUCGCGGUACACAUCGGUGUUAAUAUAUAGAUAUAUUACAUAUGAGGGAUGGCAUCUUUUUUUGGAAAGAUUCUCGUCGGUAUUUACGUGGAAAUCAAACGAAGCGAUGGACGAAUACACCAAGCCAUGGUGACGUCUCUGAAUGAUGACAACGAAAGUGUCACUGUGGAAUGGAUUGAAAAUGGAGACACAAAGGGGAAAGAGAUUGACCUGGAGAGCAUAUUUGCACUAAACACAGAUCUUGCCCCUGAUGAGGAAAUUGCACAAAGCCCCGAGACUCCUCCCCCUCCUGUGACCAGCGGAGUGAAAGUCAACAAGAUCCCCAAGGCCCGGCGAACAGUAGCACCACAGAAAAAUGAAACUCCCCCCCGGGACAACAGAGUCACAGUGGGGACGACCCGAGCCCGGCCCAGCCAGCAGACUGAGCAGCCUCCCCCAGCCCCUCCCCCAGCCCCUGCACCCCAACCCACCCAGCAGAUGACCCUGCAACAGCAGCAGCAAGCUCGGAGGAAGUCAAACUGUGUGAAGGAGGUGGAGAAGCUGCAGGAAAAGAGGGAGAGGAGACGAAUUCAGCAGCAGGAGCUCAGGGAGAAGAAGGCUCAGGAAGUCGAAGCCACAACCCCGAAUUAUGAGAUUAUGUGCAUGAUCCGAGACUUUAGGGCCAGCCUGGACUACCGGCCACUAACCACCGUCGAUCUGAUAGAGGAUGAGCACAGGAUAUGCGUGUGUGUCAGAAAACGACCCCUCAACAAGAAGGAACUUUCAGUGAAGGACCUGGAUGUCCUCACCAUCCCCAAUAAAGAUGUGGUCAUGGUCCACGAGCCCAAGCAGAAGGUGGACCUGACCAGAUAUCUGGAGAACCAGACGUUUCGGUUUGACUAUGCUUUUGAUGACAAUACCACUAAUGAAAUGGUUUACAGGUUUACUGCAAGACCGUUGGUAGAGACCAUCUUUGAGAGGGGAAUGGCCACAUGCUUUGCCUAUGGCCAAACAGGCAGUGGGAAAACCCAUACCAUGGGUGGGGAUUUCUCAGGGAAGAACCAGGACUGCUCCAAAGGGAUCUAUGCCUUGGCCGCUAGGGACGUGUUUCUUAUGCUGAAGAAGCCUAAUUACAAGAAGUUAGAGCUGCAGGUGUUUGCCACUUUCUUUGAGAUCUACAGUGGGAAGGUGUUUGACCUGCUCAACAGGAAGGCGAAGCUGCGUGUGCUUGAGGAUGGGAAGCAGCAGGUGCAGGUGGUGGGGCUGCAGGAGAGGGAUGUGCGCUGCACCGAGGACGUCCUCAAGCUCAUCGAGGUUGGCAACAGUUGCAGGACAUCUGGGCAGACAUCUGCCAAUGCCCACUCCUCAAGGAGCCACGCCGUGUUCCAGAUCAUUCUGCGCCGCCGGGGGAAGAUGCAUGGCAAGUUCUCCCUGAUUGACCUGGCAGGAAACGAGCGUGGGGCCGACACGUCCAGCGCCGACCGGCAGACUCGCCUGGAGGGCGCCGAGAUCAACAAGAGCCUGCUGGCCCUGAAGGAGUGUAUUAGAGCUCUGGGACGCAACAAACCGCACACGCCGUUCCGAGCCAGCAAACUCACACAGGUCCUCAGGGACUCCUUCAUCGGGGAGAAUUCCCGCACGUGCAUGAUUGCAACGAUUUCUCCAGGCAUGGCGUCCUGUGAAAACACACUAAACACACUACGAUAUGCCAACAGGGUGAAAGAGUUUGGCAUCAGUCCCUCAGACAUCCCCUUCAGCCAGACCGGGGGUAACCGCACUGAGGUCUCCCCUACUUAUGAAGAGGAGGAUUUCAUUCCCUCCCCGAGCAGGACGAUGGAUAUGAGUGGAGAGCCAAGGGCGGUUCUGGACGAGUGUGGAGGGGGUCCGUCGCUGAGCCAGCUGGAGGUUAUGGAGGCCCAGUGGGCCAUGGGCAGCUCCCCCCAGAGGGAUGACCUCAAGCUCCUGUGUGAACAAAACGAAGAGGAAGUAUCCCCACAGCUCUUUACCUUCCACGAGGCUGUGUCCCAGCUGGUGGAGAUGGAGGACCAGGUGCUGGAGGACCACAGGGCUGUGUUUCAGGAAUCCAUACGCUGGCUGGAGGAUGAAAAGGUCCUGUUAGAGAUGACUGAGGAAGUGGACUAUGAUGUUGACACCUAUGCUACACAACUGGAGCAGAUUUUGGAUCAGAAGAUUGAAAUAUUUACAGAACUAAGGGAUAAAGUGAAGUCCUUCCGAUCUACACUUCAAGAGGAAGAGCAAGCAAGCAAACAGAUCAACCCCAAGAGGCCACGACCACUUUAAACCCGCCCAGCACCAAGAGACACCUGACUCUCAACAACAACCACCACCCCCCCACCGCCGCCUUCUCCCGACCAAAAACCAGCUUGCUGGCCGCAAACUGGAGAAGAGUUUAACCAGCUCUCUCACCUGGUUUAUCAUUUCCUGUAGGUGUUGUGACGACCGCUGUUUAUGGAAGACAAAGGGAAACGUGACUUAAGCACACAGAACUGUAAAUGUAAAUGACUCAUUUGUAAAAUAAUAAGCAAAGGUCAUCACUCUUCGCAAGGGAAAAGGACCGUAAUCCUCUGCUGUCUCGGGGGUCGAUGACCUUUUAUAUUAUGCUUUUUGGCUAAUGAUGAUUUGUCUGAGGACGAGGCCACUUUAUGAUUAUUGCAUGCACAAAAAUAUGGCAGUUGUACUGAAGCAUCUCCACCCUGUGUGUAAAUACCCAAACCUUACAUUUGAUUCUAACAUCAUGACGUCUGGACGAGAUCUCCAGCAGACUCCUCCUCUCACAGUUAUUUGUCCCAAGAGUACCGCUAGAGUUCCCGGCUGAUGUCUGAAUGUAGAGAGGAACUGCGGUUUUUCGGAACGAGACUUAAUAUUCAUACCGCCGUAGACAUGGCACACUAUUGGGAACAUGCAGUUGUUAACUCCAUACUGGAUCCUGCUGAAUGUGUCCCGCUUUUUUUAAUUUUUGAAACAUAUCAACGCCACUAGGAACAGAGAAUUAGGUACCAUUCAGAGUUCUGUGAACAGCUGCAUGUGUUAUUCUUUGUGUCGGAAACAGUGAUGAAAUGACGCUUAUUCAUAUUGAUGCAUUUUUUUUAGUUUUGUAAAUGGAGGAAUCUGUUGAAGAGUCUGAGUCACACUGUAUAACCGAAUGUGCGAGUACAGUUUAUGUUUGUAUCAUUUUGUUACAAGCCGUGUCUGGUGUUUCAGUUCUCUAUGUUGUUUACAAGGCAAUCAAUGUUUCUAUGUGACUGAAGUAUUCCCUGUUGUCAUUAAUUAUGUACAUAAAGUCCAUCCCAUUAAAAAAACAAAAAAAAAAAAACGUUUUUAAAACAGGAUAAAAGGUUGGACGAAUGGUGCAUAGCUAUGGGAAGGGAUUUACUGCUCUGAGAACUGAGCAGUAUUCAAUGUGACUUAACAAAUAAAGAUCCUGACCAACUGGAUUUUUUGACUAUCAUAAGUUGAUGCUGACAUAAUUUCAAAAGAUAAAGUGAAGAAAUCGC